Chaetomium strumarium is the source of this 1566-nucleotide messenger RNA. Its product is annotated as major facilitator superfamily domain-containing protein. Lineage: Eukaryota; Fungi; Ascomycota; Sordariomycetes; Sordariales; Chaetomiaceae. Gene Ontology annotation, biological process: transmembrane transport. The transcript has 3 exons. Gene Ontology annotation, cellular component: membrane. The record is from RefSeq and is a predicted model, not a curated record. Gene Ontology annotation, molecular function: transmembrane transporter activity. Bases 1 to 1566 code for a protein of 521 amino acids.
AUGGCUGCUGAGUGGUAUGAACUCCAGGAGGAUGGGGUAGGCGGCGAGCAUAAGGACGGUGCUGGAAGGCUGUAUACCGCAGAGGAAGAGCGGGCUGUCGUGGCCAAGUUUGAUCGGAGACUGGUGGUUUUCAUGGCCGUGCUGUAUCUGUUGAGCUUCGUGGACCGGUCCAACAUUGGCAAUGCCCGCGUUGCCGGCAUGGACGAGGACCUGCAGUCGGUCCCGCCGCGCGAUGGCUGGUACGAAUGGUCCCUUGGGGCCUUCUACAUCGCCUACAUCGGCUUUGAGUGGAUGUCGUUGCUGUGGCGGAUCGUCCCGGCGCACAUCUACGUCGCCGCGCUGGUGCUUUCCUGGGGUGUGGCGGCCUCGCUGCAGUCGGUGGCGGUCAACUAUCCCAUGCUGAUCUUCCUGCGCACGCUGCUCGGCAUCGGCGAGGCGGGCUUUACCGGAGUGCCGUUCUACUUGUCGUUCUUCUUUAAGCGGGAUGAGCUGGCACUUAGGACGGCCAUCUUCAUAUCAGCCGCCCCGCUAGCGACCUCCUUCGCCUCGUCCCUCGCCUGGCUGAUCCUGGCCCUCGCCGAGUCCGGCCCCAUCGCCCCCUGGCGCCUGCUCUUCCUCAUCGAGGGCUUCCCCUCCGUCGUCGCGGCCGCCCUAGCCUGGCACAUCAUCCCCGACUCGCCGCAGACGGCGCCAUACCUCACCGGGCGCGAGAAGAAAGUCGCCCGCUUGCGCCUGCAGCAGGAGAAACGCACUGCUACUACGAUCACUACUACUACUACCACCACUGCCUCUUCUCGUACCAACCGAAACGCCACAACCCUCGACACCCUCGCGGUCCUGACCGACCCUGCUGCCUGGCUCACGGCCGCCAUCUUCUUCCUCGCCAACAUGGCCUACUCCUCCCUACCCGUCUUCCUCCCGACCAUCCUCCGCGCCAUGGGCCACUCGCCGCAGGCGGCCCAAGCCCUCUCGGCGCCGCCCUACCUUGCCGCCUUCCUGCUGGUCCUCGCCACCGCCCACGCGUCGGACGCGACCCGCGCGCGCAGCCCCUGGCUCAUCGCACACGCCCUGGCCUCCGCCGCCGGCUACGCCGUCCUCGCCGCCGACCUCGGACCGGGGAGCUGGGUGGUGGUGCGGUACCUGGCCGUCUUCCCCGCGGCGGUCGGCUUCUUCAACGUCGUCGUCCUGACCAUCGCGUGGAGCAUCAACAACCAGCGCGGCGAGGCCCGCCAGGGCGCCGGCUUCGCGCUGCUCCAGGUCGUCGGGCAGUGUGGCCCGCUGGUUGGCACGCGGCUGUAUCCCGACAGGGACGCGCCGCGCUACACGCGCGGCAUGGCGGUCUGUGCUGGGGCUAUGUUAGGCGUGGCGCUGCUCGCGGGGCUGUUGAGGUGCUGGUUGGCGAGGGUUAAUCGGCGGUGGGAUAGGGAGCAGGAGGAGGAGGAGCUGGGACGGGAUGGUGGUGCUGGUGGUGAUGGCGAGGAGGAGAUGGCUCUUGUUGGAGGAGGAGGAGGAAGAGGAGGGUAUGAGGGAAGGAGGAGGGCAAAGGGGUUUCGGUAUAUGUUAUGA